Molecule: messenger RNA, 1219 nt
Organism: Micropterus dolomieu (smallmouth bass)
Lineage: Eukaryota; Metazoa; Chordata; Actinopteri; Centrarchiformes; Centrarchidae
Exons: 11
Coding region: 1-1014 (337 amino acids)
Source: RefSeq, a predicted model, not a curated record
AUGAAUGCAGACAGGUGGAUUUUCCCUUUGGCCUUGUGCUUUGUGUGUGUGUUGUCAAACGAUGACUACUUUGACAGUAAUUGUGAGUAUGCAGAUGGUUGUGAGACACAGUCGCUCAGUGCUCUACUUGGAUCCUCGGUGCUCCUCCCAUGUUAUGUUUCAACAAGGAGCCUCAUCGAUGUGGAAUGGGCCCGAACUCCCACUGUGCACGUGGUCAACUUCACAUCUAAAGGCCAGAUUGUGUUCCAUGACCACAGAAAUGGCCGGUUGAAAGUCUUUCCAAACCAGCACUCAGAGGGGAACUACUCCAUCUGCAUUGAUGACCUUAAAAACUCUGACCUGGGGUGUUAUCGCUGUCAGCAUGUCAGUAACUGUCUUCAAGUGGAACUGGUUGCUGAAACAGGUGCAGAGAAAGACAUGAAGCUAUUGAUUUACAUCUGUGUUGGUGGAGCUGCUUUCGUCCUGCUGUGUGUCUGUGCCUACUACUGCAUGCAGUGCUUAUUGUCGUGUAAUAACAGAACACAGGACAAUACGAUCAACCUUGUAGGUUUUGAGGGUGCCAGUGCUCAACCUGAGGAAGCAGGCAGAGUACCAGUAAAUCAACAGCAGGGAGGAGCAGACAAUCUUGUUUACGAAAAUGAUGACCAAGCCCCAGCCCACCGCCAGGGUGACCCCACCAGAAAUCCUUGCAAUACACCUGGAGCUCUGCCUUAUCUGGACAGGACUCAGAACAUUCAAAGCAUUUACCCAGACUUGAACCAGUGUAACUCUGAGACGGUGGAAAGGCUGCCACGUAAACAGAGGUUUCACGCAGAACUCUUCAGCAGAUUACGGCAAGCAAGUCUCAGUCGACAUUAUUAUGUUAACCAAAGUGAUCUCAGCAAGCAACAAGCCUCGUCAACUCAGGCAGGGAACCAUCGCAAAGGAGGUCCCGGGACGAAGAAAGCCAAAGAAAAUUGUGAAUACAAAAACCCAAUUUACAACAGGAGCACGGAGCAGCUCAACCGACUGUAAAGAAUGAAGGACAGCUUAAAUAACUGUGCGCACAUUUUCACUGUCAACAUCUUUUCGCAAUCAUAGUUACUGCCAUCACAGAUUAAAGCUGAUAAAUGUCUCAUUGUAUGUGUUUGUUUUAUAAUUGCAUCGUAUUUCACUGCCUGUUCAUCUAUUAGACAGUGAGUGCUGUUUGCUAAUGUUCAUCAAAUAAAGAUUUUCACAU